UAAAAAGCUAUAAAAGAGGUAUUUUUAAGGGAUUUAAGAGAGAAAUAUGAUAGAAAAUAAGCCUAAGAAUAAGGGAGAAUCAAGUGAAAUGGAUAAUGAAGAGUCAUAUAUUUUUUCUUUGCGACCAUCUAAAGAAAACAAUAGGAGUGAAUAUCAGUUAAAAGAUCUUAUGGAUGAUAAUUGUGUGGAUAUUAGAAGAUCGUGUUCAAAUAUUAGUAUAAGAUGUCCGUCAUUUUAUUAUUUUCAUAAAGAAUUACAACAAAAACCAAUAAAGAUAUAUGAUGAUAAUGAUAGUUUUAUAUCGGAUACGAAAAUCAAGAAUAUUCUUGAUAAUAUGGCGGGAAAUAGGGAUUCAAUGCUUUUUCAUUCAUUAACAACAUCAAGUAGAUCAGUAACAGAGAAUGAUAUAAAAACGAAGUGUAAAAAGUCUAAAAUGCAGACAAGCCACCCAUUUCAUGGGUUAGGGGGGUUGUCAUUUCAUGAAAAUAUGUUUUUUCAAAAAUGGAAUGCUUUAAAAUCUAGUAUAAAAUUGAAGAAUUUUAAAAAAAAAGAAAAGAAAGAUAUUCAUAAGCCAGUUAAACUUCUUUCUCAACUAGAAGUUGGUGUUCCUACUGUGCUUAUGUUUGCAUCAGUCUUUCAAAGAGAUGAUAAUGGUAGACGAAGGGUGCCUAUUCUUUUAGAUCAAUUAAAAAUUGAUGUUCUUGAGUCGAAAAACACGAAAUCCAGGUCUCAUGCAUUGUUUCAGAUAAAACUUAAAUAUGGCGAUGGAGAAAAUGCAGUAGAAUGGUCUGUAUACAAAGAAUGGAGGGACUUUCUUAAUCUACAUGCGAGAUAUCGAGUUUCAGAAACAAUGAAUAGCCAAUUUAAAAAAGCACAAGGAUUACCAGCAUUUCCAAAAUCCAGUGCUCCAUAUCUUCGAAGUAUAAGGGGAUUUACCUCUGAUGAUAGUGAUACUUGUAGCAAAAAAUCAAUUAAAUCUUCUAAACAAGAUAAAUUUACAGAAACAAAUUGCGAAAUAUCUGGUGUUAAUAAAAAGGCAAAUUUUGCGAAAAAUCAUAGUUUUUCUGGCAUGCAAAGAAGAAAACUUGAAGAAUAUUUAAGAAAAAUGGCACAUUUGUUUAUUUUUAGAUUAGAAGGGAUUAGACUCUGUUCAUUUUUAGAACUUAGUGCUUUAGGAAUAAAAUUGGGAAAAUAUGAGAAAUAUCAUGGAAAAGAAGGGUUAUUAGCAGUUGUUAACUCAAAAGGCUCUACACGUAAAAUGACAUGUAAUCCUAUUGAAGUAAGAGACCGUUCACUUCCAAAAUGGUAUCUUGUAAGAGAAUCAUAUAUCGUAUGUGUCAAUGAUAUAAGUUCUACUAAAAUUUAUGAUGUAUUUCUUAUGGAUGAUGGUUUUGAAAUUGCUAGAAAACAUUUUUCUAAAGAAAUAUCAUCUUAUUCAUCUAAAGUUAAAAGAGAUAAUUUGAACAAGUAUCAACCGAAGCGCCAUACUUUUAAAAUUAAAAAUUGUGAAAGACAAGUUAAGUUGUUAGCUAAAAAUGAAAUAACAGUGCAACAAUUCAUGGAAAACAUUAAGGAUAUGAGUAAGGCUACUAUAUGGACUACAUUUAAACGGUUUAAUAGUUUCUCACCUGUUAGGACUAAUGUUGCAGCUCAGUGGAUUAUCGAUGCAAGAGACUAUUUUUGGAAUGUAAGCAGAGCAAUUUUAAAUGCCAAAGAAACAAUUUAUAUACACGAUUGGUGGCUUAGUCCUGAAUUGUAUCUUCGUCGUCCAGCAUGCGUCUCAGAGGAUUGGAGAUUGGAUAGACUUUUAAAAAAAAAAGCAGAUGAAGGUGUUCAAAUCUAUAUUAUUAUAUAUAGAAAUGUCGGAACAACUGUUCCUAUUGAUUCUGCUUACACAAAAUAUUCCUUACUUAGCCUUUCUCCGAAUAUUUAUGUUCAAAGAUCGCCAUCUCAUUUACGACAAAGUAUUUUUUUUUGGGCACAUCAUGAAAAAAUCAUAUGUAUAGAUGAAAAAAUUAGCUUUAUAGGUGGGAUUGAUCUUUGUUUUGGACGUUGGGAUUCUUAUGAACAUGUUUUAUAUGAUGAUAAACCCAGUGGAUGGGAUGAAAAGCAUAAUCCAAUUCCUCAAAUUCCGGAAGAACCGCUUAUUUGGCCGGGUAAAGAUUAUUCUAAUCCAAGAAUCCAUGAUUUUUUUACACUCGAUAAGCCUUAUGAGGAUAUGUAUAAUCGUACAUUAGUUCCAAGAAUGGCAUGGCACGAUAUUUCCAUGCAAAUUGUAGGACAACCUUCAAGAGAUAUUGCUAGGCAUUUUGUACAAAGAUGGAAUUAUCAUUUAAGAAAUAAAAGUCCAAGAAAAUCUAUACCAUUUUUGGUUCCUCCACCUGAUUUUACUCAAGAGCAACUUGAAAAAAAUGGGUUCCUUGGAACCAAUGAAUUACAAGUAUUGCGUUCUGCUGGACCAUGGUCUAUUGGUACUCCAAUGAAAAUUGAACAUAGUAUUCUCAAUGCAUAUGUUAAAUGCAUAGAAACUAGUGAACAUUUUAUUUAUAUUGAAAAUCAAUUUUUUAUAACAUCAUCUGAAUGCGAAGGAGCUAUUAUUGAAAACAGUAUUGGAGAUGCUUUAGUAAAACGAAUCAUAAAAGCAUAUAAAAACAAUGAAAAAUGGAGAGCUAUAAUAAUUUUACCAUUACUUCCAGGAUUUCAAAAUGAUGUUGAUUCACAAGAAGGAACAAGCUUGCGUUUAAUAAUGCAUUGUCAAUAUCGUUCUAUAUGUCGUUGUAAAUAUUCUAUAUUUAAAAGACUUGAAGCUGCUGGAAUUGAUCCUAUAAAAUAUAUUCGGAUAUAUAGUCUUAGAAAUUGGGCUAAACUUAAGGAAAACGGGAGACUCGUUAGCGAAAUGGUUUAUGUUCAUGCAAAGUGUAUGAUUGUUGAUGAUCGGAUCUGUAUAAUUGGAUCAGCAAAUAUUAAUGAAAGGUCAAUGCGUGGAAAUCGUGAUUCAGAGAUCGCAGCAAUAGUAAGAGAUACUGAAAUGCAAUUGUCUACUAUGGCUGGGAAAUCAUACAUGGUCGGAAGAUUCUCGUAUACAUUAAGAGUAAGAUUAAUGACAGAGCAUCUUGGAAUUAAUUGCGAUGAAAUGGAAAAAAUGGACUGUUUCAUGGAUGGUCUAUCUAAAGAUUGUAAAUGGAAAGAUAUUAAAACUUGGGAUUGUGAUAGUUUACCUACGCAGGAAAAUUUAAAUGAUGAAGAAAAAUUAAUAAAGGAUGAUUUUUCAAGAGAAAACCGACAAUUAAAUGAAUUAUAUAAUAAAUAUAUGUUUUCUUUUCAGGAAAAAGAUUAUCAAUAUGCUUUAAACGAAAAAAAAGAAAUUUUGUAUCAAAUUAAUUCUAAUAUACCUCGAUAUAAAGAGUUUAAGAACGUACCAGAAUUUUCAGAAAUAUCAUUUGGAAGACGUAAAGUUACCACUACAACAACUCAUUUAAUUUUUGGCCUUGAUGUCCGAAAAAUUCUUUCGGGUUCCAAUUGCUUUAAUACGAAUCCUUUAAAUCAAGAUUCUAUAAAAUUAGAAAUUUAUGAAGAAUCUGAUAUAGAAAAACAAAAAAUUUCUGAUCACACUGAAAAUUUAGAUAAAUCAGAAACAGAUUCAGAUAAACUUAAUAAAGAUAACGAUUUAUAUGAUUUUGAGAAAACAAAUGAUUCUACUAAAAAGAAAUUUGAAUCUAAAAUAUCAUCAGAGAAUUGGCAAAAAAUUAAAAUAGAUCCUUUAAUAUUUUCAGAUCCCUUAGCAGAUAGUUUCUUCGAAGAUAUCUGGGAUAAAAUUGCCCAGAGAAAUACUGAAAUUUAUCGUCAAGUUUUUCGAUGUAUGCCUGAUAAUAAAGUACGCACAUGGAAAGAGUAUUAUCGUUAUAAAAGAUAUAGUGAAAAAUUUAUGCAAAGAUAUGAAUCAAAAAAAAUAAAUACUGGUUCAACUCAAGAAAUUUCUGAAACAUUACCACCUUAUUAUCAAGAACCAUAUCCAUCUUUUAGUGACACUAGUGAUUCAAUUGACAAUAUUAAAUCUCUUACUAUGACAAUAUCAAAAUCUACCGGUGAUUUAUCAAAAGAAAUUAAUGAAACAAAUCUUGUUUCUUCUUAUCCUUCUACUUUUUCCAACAAAAAACCUUCAAAAAAUUCUGAUGAAAUAUUUCUUGAACCACAAGAAAUAUUAGAAGAAAAAUUAUUAAAAAUUCAAGGUCACUUAGUUAUCUGGCCUACCGAUUGGCUUAUAGAAGAAUAUAAUCAUGGCAAUUGGCUUUCUACUUUGGAUCAUAUUCCUCCUAUUGAUAUAUACACUUAAUUCAUAUUAUCUUCAUUUGCAACUACUUAUAUCCCACUGCAUU
Molecule: messenger RNA, 4376 nt
Organism: Pneumocystis carinii B80
Lineage: Eukaryota; Fungi; Ascomycota; Pneumocystomycetes; Pneumocystales; Pneumocystaceae
Exons: 7
Coding region: 47-4333 (1428 amino acids)
Biological process (GO): phosphatidic acid biosynthetic process; cell motility; intracellular signal transduction
Molecular function (GO): phosphatidylinositol binding; D-type glycerophospholipase activity
Source: RefSeq, a predicted model, not a curated record